Ochlerotatus camptorhynchus is the source of this 1411-nucleotide messenger RNA. RefSeq lists its product as uncharacterized. Gene Ontology annotation, biological process: tRNA aminoacylation for protein translation. Lineage: Eukaryota; Metazoa; Arthropoda; Insecta; Diptera; Culicidae. The transcript is spliced from 3 exons. Bases 1 to 1371 code for a protein of 456 amino acids. The record is from RefSeq and is a predicted model, not a curated record. Gene Ontology annotation, molecular function: aminoacyl-tRNA ligase activity; ATP binding.
AUGGAUGUGAUUACCGGCAUCUCGUUGAAGAACCUGCACCUGCACCUAAAUAGGAUUCCGGGAACCGAGAAAGAUCGAGAAAUCCUAGGCCGGCCAGAAGCAAGACUCCCCAAACGGUACUCUGGAGUGUGGAACGGAUGCGCUGUGGGCUAUCGGUUCUUCUACAACAAUCUGAGGAACGCGACUAAGUUUUCGCUGAUAUACUUUACCGACGAGAAGCAGCACGACGUAAUGACCAACUGUAACCACAUGUCCAACAAGGGCUUCAAGAAGUACGAAUUUUCUCAAACCACCAGCGCGUGCCACGUAGUUUGGCUGUACUAUCUGCGCGAUCUCUAUCUGGAGUGCUUGAAGCUGGUGUUCCAUUGCAGAUCCGAGGGAGCUACGGUCGUAGGACUGGAGGGACGGGAGGUUGACUACGAGGUAGAAAUUCUGGAGGAGGAAGCAGAAGCAGGACCAUCAAAUGUGCAGCAGGCAAAACGAUCGUUCCAGGAUACACUGGAUUCUGCUUCGCCCGGAAGCCCUGGAAGUGAAAGUGAAUCAGCUGAGGAGGUAAUGCAAACUGUAUGGGAUUUCUGUGAAAAGUUCAUUCGCAGAGAGGCCGUGUUUGAAUCACUCGCUGGUGGAGAUGCUGAUCAAUUUACCGUGCACUGGAAUGAUGAUUUGAACCCAGAAGUCGGCAAUAUGGAUAAGUUCAUCUCCUUCCAAGAUAAAGCCUCGAAACGCACGUUUAAACCAUUACAGUUGCUAGAAAAGCCAGACAAAAUGCAGAAAUUUCUGAACAGAGAUAUUAACGUGUUUGUGCACAUUUAUUCGGAGUCGGUGACCUCAGCCGCUAUGUACGAAACACUGCGAGUGCAGCUGAUAAAACCGGAGGAGCGUGACCGAGCAGGAGCAGCAUCCAACCAGGCAAACAGUAAUUUGUCCACUGAGUUGAAGGAACUCUACAAGCUAUCCUACAUUUCAUCGGACAUCAACUGGUCUGUAUGGGCUUCGUACUUACUGACCAAAGACGCGCUUGAACGAGAGGAAUUGAAGUUGCGAGGACCUCCCCAACAUCUGAUACAUUUGUUCCAGACGGUUCCCUCAUGCUCUCAAAACGUGCUGAAUCACACUCGUCAGGAUGUAUGCAUUGCCCAAAAUGUUAAUUCAGGGUAUAAACAAUUGUUGGAUGGCCUGCAAGCAGAUUUGGACCAGCUUAUGACAUAUGCUAAGGCGAUGCAAUUGCGCUUGACCGCAUUGCAAACGAUGCAGGCAACUAACACUUCAUUGCUAGCAGAUGUGUCUGGCAGUAUUGCUGUAUCUGAAGAUAGCUUUGGGCAGAAACUCGCCGAGGAAGUGACCGACUGCUUGGAUGUCGACCAUCAAUAACGAUUUGCUGAUCCUGAUUCCGAACGAUUCCAUACGCAUU